Molecule: messenger RNA, 1122 nt
Organism: Alexandromys fortis (reed vole)
Lineage: Eukaryota; Metazoa; Chordata; Mammalia; Rodentia; Cricetidae
Product: sulfotransferase 2A1-like
Exons: 6
Coding region: 243-1022 (259 amino acids)
Biological process (GO): sulfation
Cellular component (GO): cytoplasm
Molecular function (GO): sulfotransferase activity
Source: RefSeq, a predicted model, not a curated record
UAUGUUAUGAGGACCACGAGGGGUGCGCCCACCCACUGAGACAAUAAGACUGAUAUAAUGGAAGCUCACCAAGGCCAGUUGGACUGGAACUGAUGGAGCAUGUGAUCAAACUGGAUUCUCUGAAUGUGGCUGACCAUGGAGGCUGACGGAGAAGCCAAGGACAAUGGCACUGGGUUUUGAUUCUACUGCAUGUACGGCUUUGUGGGAGCCUAGUCUUUGAAUGCUCACCUUCUUAGACCUGGAUGGAGGGGGAAGACCUUGGACUUCCCAAAGGGCAGGGAACCCUGACUGCUCUUUGGACUGAAGAGGGAGGCGGAGGUGUAGUGGGAGGAGGUCAGACUAAAGGGAAUCCCAAGUGGAUCCAAUCUGUUCCCAUUUGGGAACGCUCACCCUGGAUAGACAAUGAAGAAGGAUAUCAGUUAUUAAUCAACAGGAAAGGACCACGCCUCAUCACCUCCCACCUUCCCUUCCAUAUUUUUCCCAGGUCUUUCUUCAGUUCCAAUGCGAAGAUGAUCUAUGUCAUCAGAAAUCCCAGAGAUGUACUUGUGUCUGGUUAUUUUUUCUGGUGUAAGACAAAUCUUGUUAAGAAUCCAGAGUCACUGAGUACUUACUUUGAAUGGUUCCUCAAAGGAAAUGUGGCAUAUGGAUCAUGGUUUGAACAUACUUGUGCCUGGAUGUCAAUGAGAAAAAUGGACAACUUUUUGCUACUGAGCUAUGAAGACAUGAAAAAAGACACAAGGAAAAUCAUAGAGAAGAUCUGUGACUUCCUAGGAAAGAAAUUAGAGCCAGAUGAACUCGAUAUGGUCCUCAAGUACAGCUCCUUCCAAGCAAUGAAAGAAAAUAAAAUGUCCAAUUUUAGCCUCAUCACGGAAGAUGAGGUUACUAAUGGAUUGGUCCUCUUGAGAAAAGGCAUGACUGGGGACUGGAAGAAUCACUUUACAAUAGCCCAAGCUGAAGAUUUCAAUAAGAAAUUCCAAGAGAAAAUGGCUGGUUUCCCUCCAGGGUUGUUCCCAUGGGAAUAAGUUCUUAAAACUUUUAAAUAAUGUAUGGACAGUGGAAUUUAUCUUCCUGUUGUACAUGUGAAUGACUGAGUGUGGUCAUAUAAUAAAUAAUGUUACUGUA